This is a messenger RNA of Bactrocera latifrons, 458 nucleotides long. Its product is annotated as larval cuticle protein 8-like. Gene Ontology annotation, cellular component: chitin-based extracellular matrix. Gene Ontology annotation, molecular function: structural constituent of chitin-based larval cuticle. The record is from RefSeq and is a predicted model, not a curated record. Bases 85 to 390 code for a protein of 101 amino acids. Lineage: Eukaryota; Metazoa; Arthropoda; Insecta; Diptera; Tephritidae. The transcript has 2 exons.
CAUCAAAUUGUCAUCAUUAGCUUACCAGCAGUCAACAGACUUUUAGUAGCUCUUCAAAUCGCUCCACAUUUAUCUUUUGCGAAAAUGAAAUUCGUAAUUGUUUUCGUUGCUCUUUUCGCCGUCGCCAUGGCCAACUCCGAUCAGGAUGCCCAAAUCGUGCGUUUGGACUCGAAUGUCGAGCCAUUGAACUACGAAUAUGCCCAAGAAACCAGCAACGGCAUCAAAUCUGAAGAAUCCGGAAAGAUCAAGAACUUGGGCACCGAACAAGAAGCUAUCUCCGUUCAAGGCUCAUAUUCUUACACCGGUGAUGAUGGUCAAGUUUACACUGUCAACUACAUCGCUGAUGAGAACGGUUUCCAACCCCAAGGUGCCCAUAUUCCAGUUGCUUAAUUUGUUUCAAAAUUAGCGAAAAGCUGAAACGUUGUUGCCUAGUUGUAAAUAGUUGAAAAAAUAAAAUA